GCUCGCCGCUGGGCCACGUGACUGCCACAGCCGCGAGCUUUCGCAGAGGGAUUGUUUUCCCGCACGUUUAGGUCGGUUUGUCCACCCAGCGUAGCCUGGCCCCGCCUGAUGCGGGGGCCGGGAAAUGGACGGGAAAGGGGACGAGACAGUUAAAGAGAGGCCCAGCGGGCUGCCUUUGUCGGCCCCGCGGAGUCCCUUCAGUCUGUUCACCACAGAGGAAGCGCUGCGGAAAUAGUCGCGCGGGGUAGGCUGUACCCAAGAGGUUUGAAAAAAGCCUUUUGUUUUAGAAAUUUCCAAGAGCUGAUCCAAAAUAGGACAUAGGAAAUGUUUUCAAGCUAGCUCAAGAAAGCAGGAAAUAAGAAAACAGUUCUAGACUUCAUUGAAGAAAUAACUGCUGGGUACAUCUACUAGUCUGAUUGACUUGCUCAAGGAAGUGGAAUCAUCUGUCUCAAGAAAUGUCUUCAGAAAGUAAAGAGCAACCUGAUCUUUCGCCAAGGGACUCAGCUGAAGGAAAUGACAGUCUUGCAUCUGGAGUCUCUCUGGAGCUACAAAAGGAAUCAAGUACUGACUUUCAGCAAGUUGAAACCCAUGAUCAAUGCAGACUUUGUCCUAGGAUCUAUUUGGAGCCUCAAGAGAAAUCAAAUACUAACAUUAAGCAGUUUGUCAUCAAAAAGCUCCAGAAGAGUUGCCAAUGUAGCUCAACUAAAGCCAAAAAUAUGUUUUUUGGUUUCUUUCCUGUUUUACAGUGGCUCCCAAAAUAUGAUCUAAAGAAAAACAUUUUAGGAGAUGUGAUGUCUGGUUUGAUUGUAGGGAUCUUAUUGGUUCCCCAGUCCAUUGCUUAUUCCCUCUUGGCUGGCCAAGAUCCCAUCUAUGGUCUGUACACAUCUUUUUUUGCCAGCAUCAUUUAUUUUUUAUUUGGUACUUCUCGUCACAUCUCUGUGGGCAUUUUUGGAGUACUGUGCCUUAUGAUUGGUGAAGUAGUUGACCGAGAACUACACAAAGCUGGCUGUGACACUGCCCAUAUUACUCCUUUAGGAAUGGUUUCAAAUGGGAGCUCAUUAAUAAACCACACAUCAGAAAGUUUAUGUGACAGAAGUCACUAUGCAAUUAAAAUUGGAAGCACUGUAACCUUUAUGGCUGGAGUUUAUCAGGUAGUAAUGGGCUUCUUUCAAGUGGGCUUUGUUUCUGUCUACCUCUCAGAUGCCUUGCUGAGUGGAUUUGUCACUGGUGCCUCCUUCACUAUUCUCACAUCUCAGGCUAAGUAUCUCCUUGGGCUCAGCCUUCCACGGAGUAAUGGUGUGGGCUCACUCAUCACUACCUGGAUACAUAUCUUCCAAAACAUCCAUAAGACCAAACUCUGUGAUCUCAUCACUAGCCUUUUGUGUCUUUUGGUCCUUUUGCCAGCCAAAGAACUCAAUGAGCACUUCAAAUCCAAGCUCAAGGCACCAAUUCCUAUUGAACUUAUUGUUGUUGUGGCAGCCACAUUGGCCUCUCAUUUUGGAAAACUAAAGGAGAAUUACAAUUCCAGUGUUGCUGGACACAUACCCACUGGGUUUUUGCCACCCAAAGCACCAGACUGGAGCCUAGUGCCUAAUGUGGCUGUGGAUGCAAUAGCUAUUUCUUUCAUUGGCUUUGCUAUCACUGUAUCACUUUCUGAGAUGUUUGCCAAGAAACAUGGCUACACAGUCAAAGCAAAUCAGGAGAUGUAUGCCAUUGGCUUUUGCAAUAUCGUCCCUUCCUUCUUCCAUUGCAUUACUACUAGUGCAGCUCUUGCAAAGACACUGGUUAAAGAAUCAACAGGUUGUCAGACUCAGGUUUCCGCUGUGAUGACAGCCCUGGUUCUUUUGUUGGUUCUCCUAGUAAUAGCUCCUUUAUUCUAUUCCCUACAGAAAUGUGUCCUUGGUGUGAUCACUAUUGUAAAUCUCCGGGGAGCCCUUUGUAAAUUUAGAGAUCUGCCCAAUAUGUGGAGGGUUAGCAGAAUGGAUACAGUUAUCUGGUUUGUUACCAUGCUGUCCUCUGCUCUGAUAAGCACUGAAAUAGGCCUGCUUAUUGGGGUUUGUUUUUCUAUGUUUUGUGUUAUCCUCCGCACUCAGAAGCCAAAGGUUUCAUUGCUUGGCUUGGUGGAAGAGUCUGAAAUCUUUGAAUCCUUGUCUGCUUACAAGAACCUUCAGACCAAGCCAGGCAUCAAGAUUGUCCGCUUCAUAGCACCUCUCUACUACAUAAACAAAGAAUGCUUUAAAUCUGCUUUAUAUAAAAAAACUCUAAACCCAGUCUUGGUAAAGGCUGCUCAGAAGAAGGCAGCCAGAAGAAUGCUCAAAGAGCAAAGAGUGAUUCUCAGUGGAAUCCAGGAAGAGUUUUCAGUGCAACUUUCCCAUGAUCCUUUGGAGCUGCAUACUGUAGUGAUUGACUGCAGUGCAAUACAAUUUUUAGAUACAGCAGGGAUCCAUACACUGAAAGAAGUUCGCAGAGAUUAUGAAGCCAUUGGGAUUCAGUUUCUGCUGGCUCAAUGCAAUCCCUCUGUGAGGGAUUCCCUGACCAAGGGACAGUAUUGCAGAAAAGAAGAACAAAACCUUCUCUUCUAUAGCAUGUAUGAAGCAGUGGCUUUUGCAGUAGAAUCUCAAAACCAGAAAGAAACAUGUGUUCUCAAUGGUCUGAGUCUUUCCAGUGAUUGAAAAAGUAGAUGAAGAAUGUCUCAUCAGUAGGUUAAAAUUUCAAAUGUGCAAUAUUUUCCAUUUCCACAGUGGAAAAUGUUGCACACUUGAAAUUUUCCUUCCUUGGAAGGUUAUGGCCUUUUUAUAUUCUCAAAUGCAGCAAAGCUCAUAGUAGGACAGAAUCAAAAAGAAGAAAUGUGAUUUCAAGCUUUCAUGCAUCUAUGAAGUACUCUUGGGAUGUAAUAACUAGUGAAUUGAGUUGUAAAGUAGCUCCCAAACUUAAUUACCACCUUGUUUUAGCGCAUAUGUUUGGACUUUUCCUCCUCCUAUUAAGAUUUAGAAGCAUAAAUAUGAUAUUCAUAAAAUCCAAGUUCUGUGGGAGUAUUUAUGGUAGUUGGCCACAGGUUGUGAAAUGAGGGGUUGUUUCUUUGGAAAAGCAAGAAUAUCUGACAUUGAACACUUACAGUUCUGUGUUUAGACUUUGGCAGGCAAAAAAAGACAUGUUCUCCAAAGAAUAAGGAACUAAUUUAUAUGAGAUUAAAACAUCUAGCCAGGUCUUUUAAACAAGAUAAUGAUUGCCAAAGUGCAAACUCAUUUUUUAAACCUGUUCUUAUAUUGUAAGCAAUUUUAAGUGUUUCUAAUAACCCCUAUAUGUUGGGUAUAGUACAUAUGUACAUAUUUAAGAUAUAUGUAUAUAUACCUUUUGUUAGCUCUCUAAACUGCCAGUGUUGCUAUUCUAUUGGUAGAUCUCCCCCAUUUACUUACAUGGAAAAUACCUAUUAUUCCAACAAAGCAGUUUCUAUGUUACUGUCUUCUAAGGUGAUUAAUGUUAUGAUUAUAUACAAUAUUCUCCUGAAUUUUGACAUCCUCUUAUUAGGUCUAGAAUUUUGGAAUUUCAAAAAUGUCAAUGAUGCUUAUAUUUGUGCUUUUUAGUUUGUUCCUAAUGUUUGCCAUUUCUGUUGAGUCUUAGGAAUAUUAGUUAUAAAACUACGGUAUUUUGGUUGUUUUUCUUUUUUUGCUACUGGGGAUCGAACUCGGGACCUUCCACUUGGGAGGCAGGCGGCAGCACCACUAAGCUAAAUCCCUGGCCCAUCUUGUUUGUUUUUCAUUCCUUUUCCCUAAGCCAGGUUUGAGUUGAGACUAUUAUAAAUGUCUAAUAACUCUGGUAGAGUAAUCAGUACAUGUUUAAGACAACUCUAUAGUUUUUCCAACAUCAGCAUAGCAAAAGAAUUUCAGCCCAGUCAGUAUUUGAAAAAUCUCUUAGAAGGAUGGAUAUCAAGAUUUGCCCUUUACUUGAUAUUUCAGUCCACAUGUGGAUAUAAACAGUUCUGGAGCUUUAUGUGUGCAGUAAGAAAAUUUCUUGAAUUAUGUUCUGGUUUGUGCCUAUCCCACUCAAAUGAGGUUCUGCUUUUAGUAGCCAUCUGUAAAAACUUUUUUUUUUUUUUUUAACAGGGUUUUGCUUUGUAGUUCAGGCUGGCCUUGAACUUACUAUAUAUUCCAGCCUGGCCUUAAACUCGAGGCACUCCUCCUGCAUUAGCCUCCUGAAUGCUGGGAUUACCAGCGUGCACCACCAAGCCUGGCUUGGAAAAACAUUUUAAAGUUUCAUUAGAAUUUACAUUUUACCGCCUGCCUCACAAGCGCAAGGUCCCGAGUUCGAUCCCCAGUACCCCCCCCCCAAAAUUUACAUUUUAUUCUGUACUUCAAUUGCAUUCUGCCUGUAUUUGCACAUUUGUGUGUGUGUGUGUGGUAAUAGGCAUUGAACCCAGUGCCUUGCACAUGCUAGGUGAGCCCUCUAUUACUGAGCUACAUCCUCAGUCCUUGUUUAAUUUUUUUUGACAGGGCCCCACAGAGUUGCCCAGGCUGGCUUCAAACUUGUGAAUCUGCCUUAGCCUACCAAGUAGCUGGGGAUGUAGUGCAUUUCUUGGUAUCUCAGGUAUAUGCCAUCACACUUAGCUUUUAAAAUUUUUUGAUUGCUGAUAAUUUAAAGGAAUCAAACUUUUAAAGCCAGAUUCACUGCCACCACCAAAAGCAAUGUUUUUAUUUGCUUUCUUGAUACUUUAAACUAUAUUGAUCCAAAAACAUCUUGCUUACUCUGAAGGUGAGAGUCGAAAUGAAGCAUUUUCUCAUUACUUAUUGACAAAUAUACAGAAUUCUGAAUAUCUUAAAAUGGUUUUCAUUUAAUUGAAAUACAGUGUGUACUCUCUUGGUAGUUAAAGCUCUUAUAACUUUAUUUUUAAAUUUGUUACAACCAGAGGAGUGGAAUGUGCCAGUGCAGUUAGGUGUGUGAAAGGAGAACAUUGUAGAAGAGUAAAAGGAAUAGAGCAUUGUAAAGACUAUCUGGCCAGUGAAAGGAAAGAAGAAAGGGAUCCAGAUAAAUAGGAACCAAUUCCUGGCUCCACCACAGUAAGAUCGCAUUAGGAAGCAAUUCUCUGAGAGCGAGUUUCUCUUUCUAGAAGGGGAAAAUCACAGACUCACCAAAGCUGAAAGCUGAGAAGCACUUGGUCAGGUUGUGGCAAAAGCCUGAGUUGGCCUGCUUUGGAGCCAUGGGACUUCCUUAAUCUAAAUUGAUCUUUUCUAAGUAAGACCAAAGGAAAACAAGGUAUGAUUUUUGACAAAGUCUGACUUAGCUUUUAAGUAAUAGGAGACAUUGAUGUCAAAAUUGGUCAUUAAAUUUAUAAAAUGGUAAAUGGUGAAUUUUAAAAACGUAUGGGGGUGUUAGGUGUGUUCAUUAGACUAUUCUAAUGCUAAUGACUACAUUUUAACAAGAUCAGCAAUUCUCUCCAGGGUUGUUCUCUUAGUAAUUUGUCAUUUAAGAACACAUUGACAGAGUUAGACCUGAUCUUCAUAUAAAAGUAAGAAAGGGGAUGCAAUGCAUUUCUUGGGAAUUUAAAUUGAGUCUCUGAGUUACACUGAUAAACUCCAGCUCUGUGACCCUUGAUGUUUUCCUGUUACUAGAACUGUAGGUUCUUUGCAUCAAGGUAGAUGUUAUCUCAUAUAUUUCUGAGGACUCUUCCAGGAGUCAGGGACGCCGGGCCAGGUGCUGGUACUAUAGUGCCAAAUAUAUAAUAUGCUGGGGCCCUGAAGGAGCUGCUUUGUGGAAAGCACUGAGCUGAGGCCUGGUUGAAAGCUGAGCAAGACGCAGAGAUGCUCCUGGUCUAUUCAGGGAAAGAAAAGUUCCACAACACAGUGACAAAAAUCCAAUUGACAGGAUUUAGAUUUUGUGUAACUUUUCCGUUGUUAGUGGUUUCCCCCACCCAAAUUUUGAUUUAUUCUAGUAAUGCCUUAUUUAAAACAGCUUAAAAACUGAAAAAAGGAUGAAAUGGGAUCUAGAAAACUGUUAGGCUCUGAACUAAUCCCCCCCUUUUUUAGUAAAAUGUUUUUAGAUAAUCAUGAAUCAAAGUUAGGUGCUAAUUAUAAGAAUGAAAAUUAUAAUGAAUAGUACAAAAUAAUACACAGUACCAGCUUCUUUGUUAUUUAUAGCCUAUGUAUUAAAAUACUAUUGAAAUACCAUACAUUAAUUUUUUAAGGUUUUUUUUAGAAAAAUUAGCAACUUAGGAAUGGUGAGUUUAAAUGUAGGAAUGAGGAAGAUUUAUUUUUAUAAGGUAAUUUUUAUCCUGAUAAGGACUUUUAAAAAAUUUUUACUUAACAGCUUAAAUUUUAAACAUUGUUAAAUACAUUAGAGAAAAAGCAUUAUAGUAAAUUAGUAGAUUCUUCGGUGUGUAUUUUUUUUUUUAACUUAGUGGUAUAAAAUAGGAAGAAUAAUACUGAAUUCUGAAGAUUGUAUAAUAAAGGACAACAAAUACCUUUUUUUUUUUUUUUUUGGUACCGGCGAUCGAACUCGGGUCCUUGCGCUUGUGCAGCAGGCAGCAAAACCACUGAGCUAAAUCCCCGGCCCAACAAAUACCUUUAUUAAAGAUACUUCUGUUAAGUCUGUCCAUAAGCAGCCUAGCCUAGCAAGUUUUUAUCUGAAGCUUUAAUAAACUUAUUUGGGGGAGGUUCUCUUCCCUGUUCUCUGUACUGUAUCCCUAAAGUAAGAUACUUGAAAUCUAGCUCUUGCCUUAAAGUAAGUGCCUCUAUGUUAUUCAUAAAUCAUUGCUUGACUACAUUACAGGACAAGGAUGAGUUGUUGAAGCAUUACUGUACAAUAGAUCAUUUUUUCUGGAUGCAUAUGUUUGUUUCGCCUAUAAUGUAAGAGCCUAUAUGUUUGUUGAGAUCAUACUUUCUGCUAAUAAAUUGUUACUCUAAUAAAAUA
Heterocephalus glaber (naked mole-rat) is the source of this 6903-nucleotide messenger RNA. Lineage: Eukaryota; Metazoa; Chordata; Mammalia; Rodentia; Bathyergidae. The record is from RefSeq and is a predicted model, not a curated record.